This is a messenger RNA of Lycium ferocissimum, 1362 nucleotides long. Its product is annotated as protein SCO1 homolog 1, mitochondrial. Lineage: Eukaryota; Viridiplantae; Streptophyta; Magnoliopsida; Solanales; Solanaceae. The transcript has 7 exons. The coding region runs from base 86 to 1060 and encodes 324 amino acids. The record is from RefSeq and is a predicted model, not a curated record. Gene Ontology annotation, biological process: mitochondrial respiratory chain complex IV assembly.
AAAAAAGCUUCAGUUGUGCGGUUUUAGUAGGGUUUUUGACCUCUUGGCAAUCUUUUGACAAGAAAGAAAGAUAGAAAGAAAAGCAAUGGCGAAAGCAAUAUCAAGAAAUUAUCAACAAAUUCGGUAUCUCUGUCACUCCCUUGCUUCUUCCCAACAAUGGCAGCGUUCUUCAUUUCACACUCUUUCAAAUACUCUCAACACCAUCAAAUCUUUACCCCUUUCUCCAUUGGCUAUGCGUUUGGAUGGAUUGGAAAAUGGGUUGAUUUCUUACAGGUUUUUGUGCACCUCAAGCUCUAGUAAUCAAUCAAAUUCCGGGUUGGGUGGAUCCUCUACCGGAGCAAAUUCUGGAAAAAGCGAGAGCUCAGGUGGUUCUCAGAAGACUGAACAUGGAAAGGGAAAGUCUAUUCGGGGUAGUCCUGUUUCGUGGAUGAGCUUCUUUCUACUUGUUUGCACUGGAGCAGGAUUGGUUUACUAUUACGACAGGGAAAAGAGACGGCAUAUUGAAGAUAUCACCAAUGCUUCAACUUCGGUAAAGCAAGGACCUUCAGUAGGAAAAGCAGCCAUUGGUGGUCCAUUUAGUCUUAUUGACCAUAAUGGAAAACCAGUAACUGAGAAAGACUUCUUUGGCAAGUGGACAGUUGUAUAUUUUGGUUUCACUCACUGUCCAGAUAUAUGUCCCGAUGAGCUACAGAAACUCGCUGCUGCCGUUGAUAAAAUUAAGGAGAAGUCUGGAAUUCAAGUAGUACCUUUAUUUAUCUCAGUUGAUCCUGAAAGAGAUACGGUUGAGCAAGUAGGCGAAUAUGUUAAAGAGUUCCACCCAAACUUGAUUGGCCUCACUGGUACCCCAGAAGAGAUAAAGAAAACAGCACGUGCUUAUCGGGUUUACUAUAUGAAGACAGAAGAAGAAGGCUCAGAUUACCUUGUUGAUCACUCAAUAGUCAUGUACCUUAUGGAUCCUAAGAUGGAGUUUGUGAAGUUUUUUGGGAAGAACAACGACGUCGACAUGCUUACUGAUGGAAUAAUUAAGGAGAUAAAGCAAUACAAGCAAGCCAAGGCAUAAUACUCUUUAAAAGGUCUAGCUGUUGCUAGAGCAUUGAGCAUUGCAUUCGGUGGAAAAUUUGCGUACACAGUAAAGAAAUUUUGAGUACUUUAGGUCUUACAUGAUAUUUGACACAAAAAAAGAAGAAGAAGAAGACAUUCAGUUUCAUUAUUUUGAACAAAACUGUUGCAGUUUGAUGGUAUACCAUAAUCCUAAAUUUAGGAAUAGACUUGCUCUCUAAGGUAUUUGUUAGUUUACUGGCAUUACCCUUGGCAACUAAGCAAACGCUGUUGUCCUCAAUAAAAAUAUAUGGUUGAAUAAUA